AUGGCCCGUAACAAAGACAGCCUAAUUCGUUGGACAGCCAUCAAGGGAAAGCUCUUUCUCCGAUCCUCUAAGCCAUCCACUCUUUUCCACAUCGUUCAUACCAACAAUGUGGAAGACCUUGCCGCCAUCGUUAUUCAAUCAUUGUUUAGGGGCCAUCUUGCGAGACGAGCAUACAGGGCACUGAGAAGCCUGGUGAAGCUACAAGCCGUUGUUCGUGGAGUGGUGGUGAGAAGGCAAGCACGUAUUGCCCUCCACUGCAUGCAUGCACUUGCUCGACUUCAGGUUACUGUGCGGGCCCGCCAGCUGCUACUCAUCAACAGCUAA
Molecule: messenger RNA, 324 nt
Organism: Striga asiatica
Lineage: Eukaryota; Viridiplantae; Streptophyta; Magnoliopsida; Lamiales; Orobanchaceae
Source: the annotation of a GenBank genome assembly